AUGUCCGCCUUUACGGCAGCUAUUAAGGAACUCUGUGACACCUUCACCUCAAUGAAAAAUCAAAUGUCAGGAUUCACUAAUUCCGUAAAUAACUUCUCUGCGGACGUCGCAAAUUUCAGGGAGGAACUGUCCUCUUUAAAAAAACAGCAAAAGGAAACCGAGAACAUUAGAACAGAAGUUGUGAGCCUGCGGGCCGAAGUGGCCGAGCUGCGCGAUAUUAUUGCAGCCAAAGAACAACGUCAACUCCUUAAGGACAUUGAAAUUUCGGGUCGGCCGGAAUCUAAAUCGGAAAACCUUCGUCAAAUAGUCCAUGUUAUUUCGAACAAGCUAGGCAUACAAUUGGACCCCUUGGAAGUGGAUGAUGUCAAAAGAGUGGGGGCCCGCCGCGAAGGGGAACAACAGCGGCCGCGUCCCGUAAUCCUAACUUUUAUACGCCGUGCACCGCGAGACCAGCUGUUAAAAGCGGCAAGAGUUCGACGUGGCCUGACUUCUGAUACGCUUGAGAUCCCGGGGCCUGCUACUCGAGUCUACCUUAACGAACAUCUCAGCAAACCAAACCGCAUUCUCUUUAGCAAAGCUAGGAAACUUGGCGCCGAGCUCCGAUUCAAAUAUACAUGGACGUCAAAUGGAAAUAUUUUUAUGCGUCGCACGGACACCAGCUGUGACACACGUGACAUCAGAAGCGUUACUGGAAAAACUGAGCCAACAGCGCCGCCCCGCGGAGGAUCCACGCGCUGCUACAAACCCACCAGGCGAACUAACUUGCUCCUAACGCUACGGUCUUAA
Molecule: messenger RNA, 786 nt
Organism: Cydia splendana
Lineage: Eukaryota; Metazoa; Arthropoda; Insecta; Lepidoptera; Tortricidae
Exons: 1
Coding region: 1-786 (261 amino acids)
Source: RefSeq, a predicted model, not a curated record